AUGACCGAGAUCACCGAGAGAGACCCGUUGCUUAUUCGUGGACUUAUCCUCGAAGAAUUCGGAAGAGUACAGACACAAAUGGCAACAAACCCGAAACUUUGGAGAUCAGUGACAUCUAGAGUUCACAAAAGGUUAUCUGAAGUUAUGGGAGAGGACUACGUGGACUAUCCAGAAUUCGAAUUCUGGUUUGCAAGAUUUCUUCAAGGAAAUUUUGAUUGGGGUUAUGACAGAAGUUCUGAUCCGAAACCCCAAUCGUUAGCCGAUUUACCGUUGGGCAUUUUUGAAAACGUUGGCGAAUACUUAGAUAUAGUAGACAGAUUGCGACUCAGUGAUGUGUGCAAGGAUUUUCGAGCUCAAGUCGAUAACUGGGAUCUGAAAGUGGACGAGAUUUACUACAGCAAUGGGAAUGAUUGGAGAGUCUGGCAGACAUCGAGACCUGAACCUUACUGUGCGGCCGACUUUGGACAAAAUGAAAAUGACAGAUCCAGUUCUGGUUUCUACCGGAAUCCUAUUUCUUUCGUGAUGAAUAUUCUGAAACAUCCGAAACUCCGAUUGGAAAAAUUGACAAUAAAAAGAGAAGACAAAUAUUGGAACGCAUUGAUUAAACGACUGGACGAAACAAAUCGGAAACUUCAUGUGAAGAACGUCGAAUUUCGAUGCCGCUAUUCAUCAGAAAUUGAUUUGCAUUUUAUGGUUCCCGGAGUUCUUGAAGAGAUCAAAAUGUUCCUCUGGAAUCCAACACGCGAAGAAUUCUAUGAAAUUAUUGAAUCGGAGCAAUGCCAAGUAGCUAAAAUGGUGUAUAUUGUUAGUCCAACACCCACUUCAGAAUUUCCAUUGGAAGCUCUUUACAACUGUCCUCGAUUCACUUUGCGACUCAGAGGAACACCUGCAGACGAUUUGAAAUCGAAAUUUCUCAAGACACUCAUGGAAUAUGGCAAAGUACAAAAAUGCGUUCUCUACAUUUCCAAAUAUCCUUACGCUGAAAAUCAUAGCCAAAUCAUGAAUUAUUUCAAUGAACCAGAAGCUAUGGUUCCACACUUCCCGUCGCUUCGUCGUUAUCCGAUUCCGGAAACAAACGAAUUCUACGAACUCGAAUAUCGAGAGGAAGGCAAUCUAUUAUGGGAUCAGCCCGUUCGCCUUGAAAGAAAACAAUAA
Caenorhabditis remanei is the source of this 1155-nucleotide messenger RNA. RefSeq lists its product as uncharacterized. The transcript is spliced from 4 exons. NCBI's taxonomy places the organism in Eukaryota, Metazoa, Nematoda, Chromadorea, Rhabditida, Rhabditidae. The record is from RefSeq and is a predicted model, not a curated record. Gene Ontology annotation, biological process: innate immune response. Gene Ontology annotation, molecular function: protein binding. Bases 1 to 1155 code for a protein of 384 amino acids.